CCCGUGCAAAAUUUCAGGGUCGGGUUCAGUCGCGGGAAGCAACGCCAACCGGAACGGGUGGGCGUUGCGUUGGACAGCUGUCGCGAAUACAUUGUUUUGUGUCGGUCUUGCUGGUUCAAAUAGAGGGAAGCGAAGCUGCAGACCUGCAUGCUCUCCGUCUCCGUUCUCGGAGACCCGGGAGGACGAAUGCAAAUGACGCGAUCUGAGGGAUUAUUGACGAACCACUCGGAGCCGGCGGUGGUGACGAGGAAUCAAUGGGAGGUGGAGUUCUCGCGCUUCUUCAAUUUACCACGGUGGGCCUCCGGCGCUCCGGCUGGCCUCCGGGCUCUCCCCAAGGGCAAGAUCCGAUCCACGGGCACAUGGAUCACCUCCUCCUCCCCGGCCCUUCUCAUCCUGCACAAGCCGACCGGCGCCUCUGCCUUCGUCCUCUCCGUCAACGUCCAGGAAUACGCUCUUGAGGAACACUUUGUUUCCAGUCUCCUCUUCUCAUGGCCGCAAGUUUCAUGUGUUUCUCAAUGCCCAGUCAGGGGGAGCAGGGUGGUCUUCAUGAGUUACAUGGAUGUCUCCAGCCAGAUUCAGAAGUUUGCUGUGCGAUUCCCAACUUGUUCUGAUGUUGAAGCAUUCCUUGCUUUUGUGAAGGAAUGUUCAAGGGGAAUGCCGGACAGUGACUUUGCACGUGAAACUUCAUCUCAAUCUGAAAUAAUUUCCUCUAAUGGACUUCAGUAUAGUUCUGGAGAACCUACAACAGCAUGUGGUUUGGAAGUACCAGCUUUAAGUUACAGCAGGGAGCAACCAGAGUUGCUGCAUUCUAGCUGCACUCAUUCCAUUUGCCCUGGCUUUCCACCUAGCUUUACAGAGCUUCUAACCAACUGUUCGAAUGGUACCCAAAAAGGCAUGUCGGAGCAAAACUGUUCUGCAAAUGGAUUCCUGAAUAAAAAUUCUGCUUCCAUUUCCAUCUAAUGAAGUUUUUGCUUAAUUUUCUUUUUUUAUUUAAAUUAAUAGAGCAAACAAAUCCCAUAGCUGAGCCUGAUGUUCC
Molecule: messenger RNA, 1036 nt
Organism: Musa acuminata AAA Group (dessert banana)
Lineage: Eukaryota; Viridiplantae; Streptophyta; Magnoliopsida; Zingiberales; Musaceae
Product: protein POOR HOMOLOGOUS SYNAPSIS 1-like
Exons: 5
Coding region: 148-960 (270 amino acids)
Source: RefSeq, a predicted model, not a curated record